Ipomoea nil (Japanese morning glory) is the source of this 686-nucleotide messenger RNA. RefSeq lists its product as uncharacterized. Bases 14 to 586 code for a protein of 190 amino acids. The transcript has a single exon. The record is from RefSeq and is a predicted model, not a curated record. NCBI's taxonomy places the organism in Eukaryota, Viridiplantae, Streptophyta, Magnoliopsida, Solanales, Convolvulaceae.
UUAAACAACUAACAUGGCUGGCCAGCUUCGCCAUCUUCAUGUUUUCUCCCGCAAGCAUCCAUCUUCUUCUUCUUCUCACCCUCCUUCAUCAACCUUAAACUCCACGAAACUCAAAACCCUAACCCUAAUCCAAACCGUCGUCUUCUCCCAGCUCUGCCGCGUCGUGGGAGCCGUCGCCGGAGCCAAGUCCAUUCUCCUUCACAUCCUCCGAGCUCUCCAAAUGCACCUCGUAAGACAACUCCCAAUGAUUGCUAAGAAAAGCAAGACGAUGAGCAACGACGGCAGAAAGAGGAAGCUGUUUCUCGGCUCCUUCCGGCUACACUACAACUGGUGCUCCUCUCACGUUGUGCCGGCGGCGGCGGUCGCGGCUCCUCCGCUCGGCGACUCGAUCGUCUCCGCGGCUCGCGAUGAGUGCGGCGGGCUCUCGGGGUACCUUGACUGGCUAGAAGAGAAGGUGGAUUGUGAGGAGAGCGGCGAUAUCGACCAGAUCGCUGAUAUGUUCAUCGCCGAUUGCCAUGAGAGGUUCAGAUUGGAGAAAGUUGAGUCUGAUCGGAGGUUUCAAGAGAUGUUGGCUAGGAGUGUAUGAAGAAGAAGAUGAUUCUCAUAGACAUGAUAUGAUGAUGAUUAUGAUCCAGUUGUUUCUCUCGAUCAGUUACUUCCAAUUCUUAAGUCUUUUUGUUUUUGUU